Molecule: messenger RNA, 2260 nt
Organism: Oxyura jamaicensis (ruddy duck)
Lineage: Eukaryota; Metazoa; Chordata; Aves; Anseriformes; Anatidae
Product: protein FAM47E-like
Exons: 11
Coding region: 486-1736 (416 amino acids)
Source: RefSeq, a predicted model, not a curated record
UGAAGAAAGAUGUGAAUCAUUGUUCCAGUAGCAAGAGCCAAAACUUCUCACACAAUAACUGCAAAGGCAGCUAUAUCUGCUCCAUGCUUCCCUGACAGGAGGGAGCUUCCAAGUUCUUCCUGCCCCAGUAUUGCCCCUUCACUACUGCUGGUUGGGAGAACAAUUCAGCUAAAUAUCACUUGGCCAGGAGCUAAAUUAGAAGGAGACUGGCUGAAAGUACAACCUUGAGAGCAGCAGCAGGAGCACCUACCCACUGUGCAGCUGGACUUUGAUUUUUACUGGCCCUGUCCAAUCUUACAGGCAAAGGUUUUUAAGAUUUUCUGGAGAUUUCCUUGCAGAGUGUGUUGAAUUAGCUUACUUUACACCUUACAUUGUAGAGGAAGAUGCCAUUUUUGCCUAGGGUAUUUUCACAGUCAGAGCUGUAAAAUAUCAGAACCCAGCUGGAUUCUUUGUAAGCAAAUGCAAUUUGCUUACAGAAAGGAGAAAUGUCUUACAACAACUUCCGAGAAAGCAGACUGCGGUUCUCAGACUCCCUUAAUGGCCAGCGCUGGAUAUUCCUGAGAAAAGGACUAGAUGACUUCCGAGAUGGCUUUCCCCCUUCAUCUGAUAAUAUGAUUGUGUAUGGUAAAAAGCAUCCUGGCUCAAUUAUUGUGAAAAACAGCACAGGGAACUCUUCAUACACAGCUCCAGGGAAGAAAAGCAAGAAGUGGACCAAACCACAGAUUUAUCUUUCCAAGCUCAGCCCUCUGCAGCAAGCCAGGAGGGAUUAUGUUGCACAGAUAGAGCACUGCCUGAAACGGCAUCCCACAGUGCUCUACCCACACUUGGAAAUAAGUGGGUCCCCAAAGCUCUUCAAAGAGGUUGCUGGUGUCCUGAGUCCUGAAAUCCUUUUUAAGAGUAAGACUGGAUACAAUGACUAUCAACGGGAGACCCAAACUCCUCAGGAGGUGCAGGAUCAUAUGCAGGACAAGCAAAUAAAAGUAACGGGUUGCAAGAAGCUAGUACACAGCAAGGAGUCUCUGGGCAAAAAAGCAUGUACCUCGCUUUCUAAGAAGAAGGUAACAGCAGGAGGAAAAAAGGCCACACAGAGUCACUUAGCUCCACUUGAUGAACACACAAAGCGAGUAACCAAGCGUUUUUGUGACUGGGUUAUGUCUUUGGGAGGAGGGAACUGCAGUAUUGAUGAAGAUGCACUUAAGACUUUGCUCUACCCCAGCAGUGAAAGUAAGGAGGCUGGCCUCCUUACACCUUUCUGUGCAAUGAAACUCGAUGGGCAAGCAGAGCAGUCGGGAAGACAGGAGAUUUCACCUCUCAAGUUUGCUGUCAGGAGUUCUCAUCACCUAGGGUGCGUGCCCUGCCAAGUUAAGGUCCCUUACCAACCGAAAAGUGAGAAGAUCAGAUAUGGAGCAUGGUAUCUCGACCCCAAAACAUGGAGAAAAGAGAUAGUGAACAAACCAUUAGAAGCUCCAGAGGAAGCAAUAAAUAACCUCAGGAAUGCAAAGCAUCAUUUGAGUGAAAAGGAGAUGGAAGUUGCACAGCUCCAAAGCGCACAGGCCUUUAAGGAGCUCCUGGAGAGAAAGGGCUACCAAAAACCUCGGUUCUUUCUGAAAAUGCUGGCUGGGGGAAAUGAUAGUGGAGCUCAGGAGGAUACAUCUAAAUCUUUCAAGAAAUAUUGUCCAGAGAGAAACGACAAAAUCAGAGGAAGUUCUUCCACUGCUGUUAAUACAGAUUUGUAAAUUAUCUUAAAAUGAACGAACUAGUAGCUGAGCUGUUCCUAAACAUGUUCUUAUCUUUAAGUUUAAUAGAGCUUUGAGUUUCUUCUGAAGUGGCCAGAUUUAAGAUCUUAUUUGUACUACCAAAUUGUAGGCAUAAACUACAUAGUGAGCUUGGCAGUGCUUUGGCCUGCCGAAAAGGCACUCGAGAUGUCUUGUUUGCUUUACCGUACUGGCUUAAAGAUCCUGGGCUACAAUCAAAUUUUUGGUUUUUAAUUAUUCACAUUGUGCCUACUGCUUUACAGAAUAUAAGUAAAUAAUUUCUGUGAAAACUUUAAGUUAUAUCUGGCAGCAAUCUUUUUAACCACUGAAAAAAACCCACAAAACUUCAAUCUGAGGAACAGUACUGCUUUGUACACUGCACAAUGAUUCCUGCAUGGACAAACCUUGCACUAACAAAAGCAGUGUUAAUAUAGGAAGGCUGCUAAAAAUCAUAACCUGUCAUCUGUUCGUAUACCACAAAUACCUAAUAAAGAUGACUCAAACCC